Messenger RNA from Vigna radiata var. radiata (mung bean), 1055 nucleotides. RefSeq names its product protein TONNEAU 1b. NCBI's taxonomy places the organism in Eukaryota, Viridiplantae, Streptophyta, Magnoliopsida, Fabales, Fabaceae. Gene Ontology annotation, molecular function: protein binding. The record is from RefSeq and is a predicted model, not a curated record. The transcript has 8 exons. Bases 111 to 911 code for a protein of 266 amino acids.
AAAUCGUGAAUAUUUGCAAUCGCGGACGCGCAGCACAGAAAGAGGGAAAAGAAGAAGAAAGGAAGGAAAGCAAGAGUUGGGUGUGGUAAUUGGUUGAACGAAGAAGAGAAAUGGACGACUACACGAGGGAAAUGAUGGACCUGAAGACACUGGUCACUCGCACUCUCGAGAAGAAAGGCGUUCUCGCCAGGAUCCGUGCCGAGCUCAGAGCGAGUGUGUUCGAGGCCAUCGAAGAGGAAGAUCGUGUGAUUGAGAAGGACCAAGGUCUACCUCCUGCAUUGCUUGGUAGCUGCAACGAUCGAGCUAAACAGCUUCACGCUUCUCCUCCAGGUAGGCUCCUUACGGCCAUGAUAUGUGAGUACCUUGACUGGGCGCAGCUCAAUCACACACUAAAAGUUUACCUUCCGGAAUGUAAUUUGGAAAAAGAUUUUUGGAAGACGGAGCUUAAGGAGUUUAGUACCAAAAAUGGUUAUGAUCUCAACAGAAACAGAGAUAGUCCUCUACUCUUGGAUGUGCUUGAAGGAUUUUUGAAGCUUGAGAAUUUAUCCCAAGCAAGGGCUAGUGGUAGGAGAUAUACCGCUUCAGAAACCGAGUCUUUACCAAACUCGGAAUCACGGAAUUCCCGUAGGCAUUCUUCCUCAUCUGUUGCUGGUGGCUUACCUCCACUAGGAAGGGCUGUUCCUUCAUCCCAGGCAUCAUCUGAUAGAAGAGGUGGAUCUUCCAUGUCUGCCUAUAGGAAGGAUGAGUACAAUUGGCGAUAUGACAGUGAUGAACUUGCCGAGGACAUAAUUCAAACAUCAGGUGCAUUGGAAAAUCUUCAAUUAGACAGAAAAGCUCGGAAUCUAACAUCUUCUUGGCGACACGCUGGAGAUGGAAUCAAUGAGGACGAUGGCAGGGUUGAUCACGCGUAGGGACAGACAUUGCUUGCCUAAUUGCAAUCUGCUCCUGUAUUUUAUUGUGUAUUCUUAGUUUUCUGCCUCUGAUGAUGAUUGAAUGAGCCUAAUUUGGUGUAAGAUCAUUUAAUUGUGAUGUGCUUUAGUGUUUUUUAUGAGCUA